GGGGCAUACCAAACUCCGCACAGUGAUCGUUACUGUUCCGGAACUAUUUUGUUUUACUCCAUUAGUGUAGAGUAGUAUGCGGAUUAGAACUGGAACUGCCGAAGAUUUGGUUGACAACUGAACCCCGAAAAUGACAAGAAAAUGUUUACGUGUAUUGAAUACCCUUUUCAUAUUAGUAUAUGGCAUUGCAUGCACCAAAGUAUUCUUCAAAGGAACAAACAUUAAUUUCGGACUGGUACAAUACAGGAACGCCGUUGAUAUCUCGAAACAAAAAACUAUGUCACAUUGCAUGAUCCUAUGUAAACGAAAUAUUAAAUGCAUGACAUUUUUCUACAAUGCUAAGACAGGUGAAUGUGUUUUACACUCUAAGACGUUUAAAUACAAUCAGCCGGAGUUGAACAGUGGUAAUUGGAAGAUGUAUCUUUUCGAAGUUGCUGACACUAGAUGCGUUUCAAACGCUUCAGGAUUUUUGUACUAUCGAUCUCUUGAUUUGUGCUACAAUUUUAAUGCAGAACACUACAUCGACUACACUGGACACUUUCUCCCGACGUGUGCCUCAUACGGUGCCGAACUACUUAGAAUUGAAUCACAAGAUCGGCAAACAUAUGUUGAACAUAUAUUAGAAGGAAGGCCUACUACUAGGGUAGCAAUACAAGGACGUUCAGAAAGCCCUGGAUUCGUUUGGACAUUAUUUGAUGGAAGCCCUUUAUCAUACACAAAUUGGAGAUUACCGGGACCAUUGACGGGAGAUUAUUAUGUCCAGAUAUUUGAAGAGGAUCAGUGGACUGAACAACGCAAUUUUAAUGUAGACAAAGAUGCGAUUUUUUUAUGUGAAAUACGAUAAGUAUAUCAUAGAAUUGGAUUCUGAAAACUGAAAAUCAUGGUAACUUUUCGGUACAAAAUGCUUCAGAGCAUAACACCGGUUUACUUAAUUUUCAUUGUAUAUAUUGUAUCUAUAUGAUCUGAUU
Molecule: messenger RNA, 968 nt
Organism: Mytilus trossulus (common blue mussel)
Lineage: Eukaryota; Metazoa; Mollusca; Bivalvia; Mytilida; Mytilidae
Exons: 3
Coding region: 131-844 (237 amino acids)
Source: RefSeq, a predicted model, not a curated record